CUGUUCAUUUGUCCCAUGAGCUGGAUGCUCACAGUCAGCUAACAUGGGGAGAAGAAAAACAUACUCAUUACUUCUGUUGUAUUUCAUCAUUUCAGAUGUCGUCUGUAUGCCUACAUCACAAGUCAUAGAGCUGGACGUGGAUGAUGGGAAGGAUAUUUUUGAAAUCAAUGAAGAGGCAGGCUUAGAUCUCCUGGAAGGUGACAUUUGGAUGGAGAAGACUGAGGCGAGGAAUUCCAUAAUAGGAGACCAAUACAGAUGGCCAAGAAUUGUCCCAUACUACUUUGAAGACGAUCUUGAGAUCAAUGCGAAAGGUGUGAUCCUAAAGGCCUUUGAACAGUACAGGCUGAAGACGUGCAUUGACUUCAAACCGUGGACAGGGGAGAAUAACUACAUCUCCGUUUUUAAAGGGGGCGGAUGCUUCUCCUCAGUGGGGAACCGACGUGUGGGUAAACAGCAGCUGUCCAUCGGGAGUGGCUGCGACCGCAUCGCCACCAUAGAGCAUGAGUUCCUCCAUGCUCUGGGCUUCUGGCACGAGCAGUCCCGCUCCGACCGCGAUGACUACGUCAACAUCAUGUGGGAGCGUAUCUCUGAGGGAAGGGAACACAACUUCAACACAUACAAUGACACUACAUCUAGUGCUCUUAACGUGCCCUACGAUUAUGGCUCCAUGAUGCAUUACAGUAAGAACGCCUUCCGUAACGGCACUGAACCCACCAUCGUUACCAAAAUCCCUGCCUUCAGCGACGUGAUAGGCCAACGCAUGGAGUUCAGUGACAAUGACCUUCUCAAGCUUCGGACACUGUACAACUGCUCUGGCUCCUCCACAUUCCUGGACACCUGUGACUUUGAGCGGGAGAAUAUCUGUGGCAUGAUCCAGGGCCCGGGAGACCAGGCCGACUGGAUGCGGGUCGCCUCAGCAAGCGGUGGGCCUGCCACGGACUACUCCAACAUGGGAAAGUGCACAGGCAUGGGAUAUUUCAUGCACUUCAGCACUUCAUCAGGAAAUCAGGGCGACAAGGCCUUUCUGGAGAGCCGACUGCUCUACCCGAAGAGAGGUUUCCAGUGUCUGCAGUUCUUCCACUACAACAGUGGACACGUAACUGAUGAGCUGAGCAUCUGGGUGCGGGAAUACGACAAAUCUAACCCCAAUGGAACACUGCGUCUGAUUCAAACAGUCACUGGGCCUCCUGAGGAGAUUUGGCAGAUCCAUCAUGUGAGCUUGGACGUUUCUAAAAAGUUCCGUGUGGUCUUCGCGGGCACCAAAGGCUCUGGCCCAUCCACGGGAGGCCUCUCCCUGGACGACAUCAACCUCUCGGAGACCACAUGCCCUGAGCAUGUGUGGCGCAUCAAGGACUUCGACAAGGUCAUGUCGGACACCCCACAAGGCUCUACCAUCUACAGCCCACGCUUCAAGUCCAAAGAGGGCUACACCUUCCAGAUGGGUCUUUACCCCAAUGGCAAGGCAGACUACCCAGGGGAGCUGGGGGCCUACGCACACCUGGUGUCUGGGGACGACGCCACUGACGCUGGCCUAAAGUGGCCCUGCCCCUGGAAACAGAUGACCAUGAUGCUGAUGGACCAGAACGCAGACAUCCGCCGACGCAUGUCCAACCAGAGGAGCGUCACCGCGGACCCUACCGCUACUUUAGAGGGAUCAAACGUGCUGGUUUGGGACGACCCCCGCAAAUUGGGGAUGCAGGUGUCAGAUGCAGACGGGACCAAGUACUACCGGGGACCAGGAGCCGGGACCCCGGUGUACCUGACCCAGGCCAGGGCUCGCAGCCGCGACUUGAUCAAGGGCGGGGACGCCAUCUUCCUGCUCACCAUGGAGGAUGUGUCUCACCUGGUGCCAUCUAAGCCAGUUCCUAAUCCUUGUGAUCAAUUCAAUUGUGAGAAUGAAGGGAUCUGUGUGGUCGAGGGUACUGAAACACCAGCCUGCAGGUGUGCCUCCAGUGGUGACUGGUGGUACUACGGAGACAGGUGUCAGUUCAGAGGCUCCAGUCAGGACCAAGUGUUGACGGCCGUGUACGCCGGGGUGGGUGUCCUGGCCGGCAUGCUGAUCGUGACGGUGGUGAGUGUGCUGUGUGUGAAGAAGAAGUACCAGAAGAAGCUAAGCGCUAGAACCAUACCUUUGGAGGACAUAAAGACCGACAGAUUUUAACGGCCUCGGCCACGACGCAUGAGCCCCACCACUGAGAUAUCUGCUCAGAGGAGUAUUCCCAAGUUAAUACAGUAUUAUUUAUGGCACUCACCAACAGGCAUCCCUUUGGGAUAAAGACAUGCAAGGUUUCCAUUUCGAUAUCAUCAUCUGUAAGCACUUGAAUUGUCCUGCCUUUCCGUUUUAAAACAAAGAAUUGUUCAGUUAACUAUUGGGAAACUUAAAUGUGAUACUUGACUGAUUGGUCCUUGGAUCAGAUUGUGCCUUUCUAAUACUAAUAUCCAGUUAUCGUAUAAUGAAUUAUUGUAAUUAUAUAAUUUGUCAACCAUUGUUAUAUAUGAUCAUAAUAAUCAUUAUGAAGUGAAGCCUUUUUUAAUCAGUUUCUUUCAUCAACUGAAAGAUAUAUUUGAACCAGUAUACUCUCUGAUGGAUGCUUCCUGUAUUUGCUGUGCUGUUGGUAAUUAAUAAACCAAGGCUUAAUGA
Clupea harengus (Atlantic herring) is the source of this 2641-nucleotide messenger RNA. RefSeq names its product meprin A subunit beta b (gene mep1bb). NCBI's taxonomy places the organism in Eukaryota, Metazoa, Chordata, Actinopteri, Clupeiformes, Clupeidae. Gene Ontology annotation, cellular component: membrane. Gene Ontology annotation, molecular function: metalloendopeptidase activity; zinc ion binding; protein binding. The record is from RefSeq and is a predicted model, not a curated record. Gene Ontology annotation, biological process: proteolysis.